Baudoinia panamericana UAMH 10762 is the source of this 634-nucleotide messenger RNA. RefSeq lists its product as uncharacterized. NCBI's taxonomy places the organism in Eukaryota, Fungi, Ascomycota, Dothideomycetes, Mycosphaerellales, Teratosphaeriaceae. The transcript has a single exon. The record is from RefSeq and is a predicted model, not a curated record. Bases 114 to 434 code for a protein of 106 amino acids.
GGGUGCAGCAGUAGUAGAGGCGGCGGCGGCGACGGCUGGAAGUCCGUCGACUGCUGUCGUCUGGCUGGAUAUUUGCCUUCAGAGCACCAGCUACAGCAAUGUGAUAAAAUACAAUGACACGCCUUGUUCCACGCUUGAUGUUGCAGAAACGGUCGUCGAAGAAGCAGCAAUGGUUCUGUGCAAGGGACGUAACACCACAAAAAGCUCAACUUGUGCACCUCUUGCUUCAGCGAGCUGCAUCAAAGCGGUGCGUACCCGAACCAAGGUUCUCGGAUACUGUAUUCCCAUACACUAGGUCACUGGAGCUGUGGUGGAGCGUCCCGGAGCAGCAUCACAACCAGCAGUUCGGCUGGUGCAGCAGACCAGUGGGGAACGUAGAUGCAACGCAGAUCGUGAACGCAGCGCUCGCGCUCGCACCGGUGAGCUUCUGGUAAGGUGCGGCCCAGAGAGAAGUUUAGAGUCCGAGACAUUGUCCGCUUCAGGUAGGUGAUGUUGUACAUGCGGCGUAGCUUGACAUCGCCACUUACGCUCCGGUGAGACAUCGAGAAGCUUGCCGAGCGAAUGCUGGGGUUUGUGGGACAACCGAACUGAUCUGAUGCUCAAGUAAAACAUUAAAGGCUGGAGUCGCACCUCA